Molecule: messenger RNA, 1845 nt
Organism: Penicillium chermesinum
Lineage: Eukaryota; Fungi; Ascomycota; Eurotiomycetes; Eurotiales; Aspergillaceae
Product: putative dynactin Arp1 p62 subunit RO2
Exons: 3
Coding region: 1-1845 (614 amino acids)
Cellular component (GO): dynactin complex
Source: RefSeq, a predicted model, not a curated record
AUGUCUCGUCCAUUCCCCUACACAUACGUCUCGUGCCCUUGUGCCGAUACGCCCGUCCCUGACCCCGCAAGGAAACGCAAGUCGAGAGAGGGAUCACAGAAGCAAACGCCCGAGCAAGGAGAACAGACCGCCGGAGGAGACUCGAAAGAUUCUACAAAUAAUGAACAUAAAGAAGAUUCCGACGAGGAGGAGGAAGAAGAAGAAGAGGAAGAGCAGACGUUCGAUCCCAGAUCUCCGCGAUCUAAUUUCUCUAUGUACCCGCCAGAACAAUUACUCUACUGCGAAGAUUGUCACCAAAUAAAAUGCCCACGAUGCAUAACGGAAGAGAUUGUGAGCUGGUUCUGCCCGAGCUGUCUCUUCGAAACCCCUAGCAGCAUGGUCAAAAGCGAUGGCAAUCGCUGUGGCCGUAACUGCUUCAAUUGCCCAAUUUGCACAGCUCCUCUUGCUGUGAGUACGAUUGAAAGUGUCACCGGUGGUGGGAGUCAACAAGGUCCCUGGGUCUUGUCUUGCAGCUAUUGCAUGUGGACAACACUUGACAUCGGCAUCAAGUUCGAUAAGCCAACCAAUAUUCGCAGCCAGUUACAAAAAAUGACAGAUACCACCGCUGCGCCGCCCUUUGAUACACGGACCAGGCAGGGCUCCCGAGCAUUUGCAGAUCUCAAAUCGCCUUUGUCCAAUUUGGCUUCUGUCGACGAGCAAGCAGGUAAUCGCGAAGCCCCCUCAGACCAACAUAUUACCAAACAGGACCAAACGGCAACGCCAUCCAACGCAGAGGCCCAAUUUGCUGCCCUGAAAUCAUUCUACCGCAACCAAAUUUCCGAAACAUCAACUUCACCCAGCGACCCUCUAGGUUCAGACUUCGGCUUCUCAUCCCCUGGAGCUCUCAAUCGUCUCAUGUCACUUUACACCUCUUCGACACGCCUGGGCAGUCUCUACGGCGGAAACAAAAAAGCCAAAUCAAAACCCCCUGUUAUGCGCGAAGCCCUCACCCCCAGCGAAGGCCUCCGCAUCAGCGCCACUCCCAACCCAGACCCAGUCAUUUCCCGCCUUCGCUCCGCUGAAGGCGGCUGGGACGGCGUAGCCUCCAUCGCACAGCGCGCAGAACAAUCACCGGACGUGCGAUUUACAGACGACUUGCUCCCACUCCCAGUCCUCCUCCGCACAAAGCGAGCCAAGCGCUGCAAAGCCUGCAAGCACAUCCUCCUAUAUCCCGCUGCCGUCACUACGGCCCCUGGCUCUCCCUCGUCAACAUCCGCUGCGUCUGCUCCGUCGCCGAAUCCCGACCUGAACGCGCUCACCCCGCUUCGCCCUAUCCAUGUGCUUCUCACGCUAAAGAACCACAUGUUUGAUCCUGUCCGGGUCACCCUCGCCACGCCAUCCGUGACGCCAGGCCGUGUUGCAUCGAAGGUUACUGUGCUUUCGCCGCAAUUUGACAUCGGUGCGAAUAGUGAUGUCUGGGAUGAGGCGCUGCAGGGGGCAUCUGCGCCUCUCACGACAGAUCCGAAGCUCAGGGCUGCAGAGAAGGUUCCCGAGGCUGGGAAGGUCUGGGAUAAGGGUCGUAAUUGGACGACUGUUGUACUUGAGGUUGUUCCGGGGACGCUUCCUAGCUCCGAUGCUGAUGCUGGCGGAGGAGAUGGGGAGGUGCGUAGCGGUGCUGGCUCUGCUCCUGCGCAGCCUGAUGAGGAUGUGUUGGAGAUUCCGGUCUUCGUGCACAUGGAGUGGGAUGCGGAAGGCCAGCUUGAGCAGCAGGACGUCGGGAAGGCUUCUAAGCCCGAUGAUCUGGUGGCGAGGGAGUUGGCUUAUUGGAUGGUUCUUGGGGUUGGUCGAAUUCAGCCUUCAUUCUAG